CUUCCGUUACAUGCCCAAGGCCCUAUAUACCCGUGCCCAAGCACGUGCCCCGCCGAGCAGCGUGGUUGAAUGCGUGCAUCCUUUUUCAGUUUUAUUUGUUUUGUGAGAGAAAAGGUGCUUGUAUGGAUGCUCGGUACAUCAAAUCAGUAACAGUAUACACUUGAACUUUGAGACCUUUACAUUUAUUGAUAAUCUAAUACUCUCCCGUUAUUUAGUGCUUUACCUACCUGCUAACAAACGUCAGCAUCAAGAUCAAGAUGAGCUCAAAAAGGAGGAAUGUUGAAGUUAUGGAUGCUGAGAGUGACUCUAGUAGCUCUGAAUCUGAAGAAGAUCCUGAGCUGCAAAAAUAUGUCGACCAAUGUGUGAUGGUGGAUUUUGAAGGCCGAUGUCCAACCCACUCAGACUAUCAUGGCAUUCGCCAGCUGCUGCUGCCUCUGCUGCCCCGUGCCCACGUCAAUUGGGGCCAGUUGGCGGACAUCAUCAUCGCUCAGAAUCAAGUUGGCAGCGUGCUAAAGCAAUGUGACCCCGAGGGGCCGGACGCUGACGAUGACGACGAUGACGCCAUGGAUGCCGACAGCGACAAGGAGGUGUACGGCGUCACCACCGUCAUCAACCUCACCGAGCGGCGGGAGACGGACGCGGUGAAGGAGCUGAAGCAGACGCUCCUGUCGCGCUGUAAGUCGGCCGGCGCGGCGCGCGACGUUCAGCUGAAGCUGGAGGCAGCGCUCUCCUCGACCACCGAGCACACGGCGCUGCUGCUCAACGAGCGCUUCGUCAACAUCCCGCUGCAGAUCUGCGUGCCGCUGCUGACCUCGCUCAGGGAUGAGAUCGAGGAAGCGGCCAAGAAGAGCAUGCCGUUCAAGUUCUCGCACUUUGUGCUGAUCUCCAAGCUGCACCGGCCCAAGGGCAAGGGCAAGAAAAAGGACCGGACACAGGCCGAGCCGGUCUGGGUGAACGGCGAGGACGAAAUAUUCGACAAGGCGGCCGAGGCGAGUUUCGAGUUCAGCGUGGCUGAGGAGACGGACACGGCUGUGGACGGCCGGUGGACGGACCGCGACACACUGAUGACGCCGUACCGGCGCGUGCUGCUGCUGCCGGCCGCCGCUCUACCGCCGGCCAUCGACGAGAUUACGCGCGCCGUGCAGAAGCUGCCCCAGCUGGGCUGACCGCCGUCCGCCGGAGACUCCAUGAUGCGGUACCGUUCUCCGGGGAGGGGGGAGGGGGGGAAGCUGACAGACAGCUGAUGUCACCUGUUCAAGGUGGUGUGCAGUGAAAGGAUGUGUGCCUAACUUUCUCAUUUGGGCGCUAGAGGAUAUGGUGUUUGGCCAACAGCUAGCUUGGCGUCAGUUUGAGGUAGCGUGGUGCAUUUCUGAUUUCUUUGGCACGAUUUGUGCGUGGUUAUAUGCGUUGUUGAAUUGUGCAUACAAACAGCGAAGUUGCACGUUGAAUUUGAGUGUGUCAAGAGUGUUUCGUAAUGUCACUUCAUACAUGAUGCUUGAGAAGUGUUGAUGCCGUUAUUGAGAAGAAAUCGCUGCCUCUGUGAUCAGGAAAUGUAGCCAAUUUAUGCUUGAUACUGCCUACAUUAACUUUCAUUGACGCUGGCCUUGUUAAAUUAUUGUUGGUUGUUUUGCAUGGACAAUGGAAAUGAAAGGGUGAUUCGAACUAUUCAUUUAAGGUGAAGCAUGAUCGUCAGUUACACGGCGGUCCUCGGUUCACGGUUAGCCGUCGUCUGAAAGCCAAACUUUGUAAGGUUCAGUAAUAACUAAAGUUUAUAGGGAACUGUCAGCAUAUCAGUCAACUCAAUCUUAAUUUUAAACCUCCCGGUACAGACCACCUUGUUCCCUUGAUGCGGUGCCAGGAAACCAGGCACGGCUGUAGGUGACCGACUGAGUCUGGACGCACGGCUUUCCAAAUUGUCGUUAUAACUGCUCUAGCGCUCUUAGUGCUAAGGGCAUCAGUUUAUUCGCAAGAUACUUACGACGAUUGGACCUCAGAUGCAUUGUGUUGCAAUGCCCUUCGUGAAUGCUGAUUGCUGAGUGUCUGGCACAUUGCGUGGUUGAAAUUUUGGUUUAAGUUAUCGGCGUUGUUGGGCUCACUCAAGACCCUAAAACCUCUUUGAGAGUCCCUCCUCAAUGCACGGGUUACAGUUCGAAAGUGCCUGCGCUUGUGAAAGGUCGUGUUGUGUGCGAGCGUAUGAAUUCAUACGAAAUGCGUUCUCCGCUAUCUGUUCGUCUCGUAUAAAUUUCAUGAAACAUUUCAUUCAUCCGGUGUGUGCACAGGGCAUCUAAUAAAUACUUACAUUCUUUGCGAAACAA
Molecule: messenger RNA, 2315 nt
Organism: Amphibalanus amphitrite
Lineage: Eukaryota; Metazoa; Arthropoda; Thecostraca; Balanomorpha; Balanidae
Product: protein BCCIP homolog
Exons: 6
Coding region: 258-1166 (302 amino acids)
Cellular component (GO): nucleus
Source: RefSeq, a predicted model, not a curated record